UUUUCACUUGAGUACGUCUACUAUAAAUGUCAAUUGUCAAAUCAUGUAUUUUGUAUCAAUAGAAAUCUCUCUCAGCUACAAAUUUCUCAAAAUUAUUUGAUCCUUCAACAAAAAAUCCUUUAUUUUCUCUUUGAUUUUCCGCAUUUAAUUUCUUUGUUUUUCAUAUAAAUCAGUCGACAUGACUUCAUAUUACCGCCGUUUAACAGUCGGACCUACGGUACUGAACAUUCCGGUUCAACCGCCGACGAAGUCAAAACUUCCGGUCUUCCCUCCGCGCCGUCCCUUCAACAACAUCAUCCAAUCGUCAUUUGGAAUCACUCUGCGAUCAAGGAAGUGUUGGAGAGUGGAGGCCACUGUGAGGUCGGCGGGAAGAUCGGAAGGCGGAGAUGGCGCGAAGAAGGUGGGACCUGGACCUGGACAAGGGCCAGGGCCGUGUUCGUACUCGGUUGAAGAUCGUACGGUGGAGGUUGGUAGUAAGAGGGAUCGGACGGUGGAGGUAGCGGUAGCAGUGGCGGUUACAGUGGUGUUGGGAGUAGGGAAUCGGGUGUUGUAUAAGCUGGCUUUGGUUCCUCUCAAGCAUUACCCUUUCUUCUUGGCUCAACUCGCCACAUUCGGGUAUGUACUUGUAUACUUUUCUGUAAUGUAUCUCCGGUAUCAUGCUGGUAUAGUCACACACGAGAUGCUUUCCAUGCCAAAAGCUCCUUAUCUUGUUAUUGGUCUUUUGGAGGCUCUUGCUGCUGCGACUGGAAUGGCAGCUGGAGCAAUUCUAUCUGGGGCAUCUAUUCCAAUUCUGUCUCAGACAUUUCUUGUGUGGCAAAUUCUCCUGUCUACUAUUUUUCUUGGGAGGAGAUAUAGAGUAAAUCAAUUACUUGGAUGCUUUCUUGUAACUGUUGGUGUUGUCAUAACUGUAGCAAGUGGAUCCAGCUCUGGUCAUUCAUUGAAGGAAGCUGGCAUAUUUUGGAGUCUAAUGAUGAUAGUUUCUUUUUUGUUGCAAGCAGCUGAUACUGUGCUGAAGGAAGUAAUCUUUUUGGAUGCCGAAAAGCGAUUAAAAGGUGGUUCAGUGGAUCUAUUUGUUGUAAAUUCCUAUGGAUCUGCAUUUCAAGCCUUAUUCAUUUGCCUACUCCUACCCUUUUUAUCAAAACUUUGGGGUAUUCCAUUUAGUCAGCUUCCAAACUAUCUUAAAGAUGGUGCAGCUUGUUUCUUGAACAUGGGUGGUACUCUUUCAAGUGGAUGUGAUGGUGCGCCGCUACUACCUUUGCUGUUCAUUAUCGUGAACAUGGGUUUCAACAUAGCAUUGCUACAUCUUCUCAAGAUAUCUUCUGCUGUUGUUUCCUCACUUGCAUCCACUUUUUCAGUGCCGAUUUCGGUUUACAUCUUCACAUUACCAUUGCCGUAUCUCGGUGUUGCUUCGUCACUGCCAGCCGGUUUCGUUGCAGGAGCAAUCAUCCUAGUUAUGGGGUUGCUUAUCUAUGCUUGGUCACCAUCUGAUCCCUCCAGUGCCAUACCAUCACCAUCCAGCUAGAAUGUGAGGGAAGCCAUUGUUAGAUCAUCACUUGUCAUUUUUUCUCCUUUGGGAAUCCGAUCGUCGAGCAAGGAGAUGAGAAGGUAAGAUGAAAUAGAAUUUUGUCGUUGUAUCAUUUUUCUACUAGUGAAAGUAACAAAGGAACAGGGUAAAGAAAAAACGAGUGAUUUUUUGGUGAGAGAGACAGUCAAAUUUAGUGGUUUGAGAAAUAUAAGAUUUAACAAAAUACCGUCGCUAUUAUCCGUUUCGGAGGUUAAAUUGUUUUGCCCUUCCAAAAAGGUAGGCUUAAUAAGAGAAAAGCAACCUUCGUUUUACAACUCACAGAUCAUUAGACGAUAUGAAACCCUAAAGGUGGGUUUACUUGUAUUUCUUUAUACCUA
Messenger RNA from Gossypium raimondii (Peruvian cotton), 1902 nucleotides. RefSeq names its product protein CLT1, chloroplastic. The coding region runs from base 179 to 1522 and encodes 447 amino acids. NCBI's taxonomy places the organism in Eukaryota, Viridiplantae, Streptophyta, Magnoliopsida, Malvales, Malvaceae. The transcript has 10 exons. The record is from RefSeq and is a predicted model, not a curated record.